Molecule: messenger RNA, 2217 nt
Organism: Rosa chinensis
Lineage: Eukaryota; Viridiplantae; Streptophyta; Magnoliopsida; Rosales; Rosaceae
Product: zinc finger BED domain-containing protein RICESLEEPER 4-like
Exons: 5
Coding region: 1-2217 (738 amino acids)
Molecular function (GO): DNA binding
Source: RefSeq, a predicted model, not a curated record
AUGGAUUCCUCCACUGGAACCACACCACAAACGCAAUCCGAAUCCCAAUCUCAAAGCCAUUCUGAACCCAAUUCAAAUUCUGAUUCAAGUGAUUCAAAUCCCGACACCAAAAUUGCCAAGAAUGUUGUCAUCGCUACAACAGACCAACCAUCUUCUGCUAGAACUCCAUCUACGAUGACAUCGUCCCGACCACCAAGACCCAAAAAGAGAGUGAGGCAAAGUACAUCCACAGGUUUGAGGGAGCGUUCAAUGGUAUGGGAGCACUAUGACAAGGUUGACAAACCACUAUAUGAGAUCAAAGAUGGAAAGAAGGUCCAGGUUGGGACUACCAUGCGGGCCAAGUGCAGGUAUUGCUCUACAGACCUUACUUGUAAUCCAUACGAUAAUGGUACCAGCAGUUUAAAGAGGCAUAUAGAGGUUGUGUGUAAAAAAUACCCUGGUAGGAUAGACCUAGAAGAGUUUCAGCAAGUGUUUGUAGCUAGUGGGAACUUGAAUGAACCUUCUUUAACUAUGAGGGCAUUCAUUCAAGAUGCUUGCAUAAGAGCUUGUGUUGAGAUGAUAGUUAUAGACGAGCUGCCAUUUAGUCACCCGGAGAAGGAAGGGUUUCAAAGGUUUUUUUCCUUAGCACCCGCCGCCACCAACGAGCUUGGGGCAAGCCGAUUUUCAAAGCCCAGAAGCCUCACCACUGACCCGACAUUGGAGGAACCUUUAAGUGCCAUCACCGGAGCUCAAAGCACUGGGUUUCAACGUUCUCCAAUAUCCAGCUCAAAGCAAGCUAAACCACCUUCAAAAAUGGAAUCAGUACCUCAAAAACCUCCAACCCUCAAAACCCCAAAAUCCGGCGCUGCCCCGAAACGUCACACGCGCCGCCGUUAUCGCGUGAAAGAAUUGAGGCUUGUGGAAUCUGCGUUUUUGGAGUUUUGGGAGAGAAGAGCUGCUGGGCCAGUUAAGUCGAUGUUGAGGAAUGGGAGGUUGCUAGAAAAAUGCCGACUUGAAUGGGAAGUCGAGAGAGUAUUGACUGUUUCGGUGGAUAAUGCAUCUGCAAACAAAGUUGCUGUCGAUUACAUUAGGAACAAGAUGCUGGCUUGGAAGAAACCGCCUGUUUUAGGAGGCAAAUGGCUUCAUGUGAGGUGUUUAGCUCACAUUCUGAACUUGAUUGUGAAAUCAAGGUUAAGAAUGAUGGAUAAGUAUGUGGUUGCGAUUAGAAACGCAGUUCGUUAUGUUAGGAGUUCAUCUACAAGGCUUGAUGUUUUUAAGCAAUGUGUUGCCAUAGAACAAUUGGAUUGCAAGAAGGUCUGCAUAUUGGAUGUGCCAACUCGGUGGAAUUCCACAUUCUUAAUGUUGGAUGUAGCCCUUGAGCUUCGGAAAGCAUUUGAUCACAUGGCGGAAGAUGAAGACUUGAAAUACCAAUACCGAAGUUAUUUUGAUGAGGAUGAAGUUGAGGAUGAUGACUGGUUAGAAGUAGCUGAAACAGAAGCUGCAACAAGGCCAAAAAAGAACAUAAAAAGGGUAGGGCCACCCGUCGGAACUGAUUGGGAAAGAGCUAUUGUUUUUGUGAAUUUCCUCAAGGUAUUCUAUGAUGUGACAAUGAGGAUAUCGGCCACAAACAGUCCCACAGGUCAGAAAGCAUUCCAUGAUAUCGUCACAAUUGAAGCUGAGAUUAACGACCUCUUCGACCGGCCUGAGAUGUGUAUUGGAAGCAAUACAGAAAAGAUCUUGUUGGAUAUGGCAGUGAAGAUGAGGAGCAAGUUUAAAAAAUAUUUUGCAAGCCUUGAUGACAUGAAUCACUUGCUUUUGGUGGCUUUGGGGUUAGAUCCUCGAUACAAGCUUCGCAAUUUUGAGAGGGUAUGUAGAAUAUGGCUUAAACUUGAUUCUGCAUCAAUCAAGGGAAGGUCUGCUGAGCUGAAGGAAUUGUUGGUGAACCUGACGGACUUGUAUUCAUCGGCAUUGGGCACCAAAAAGUCGAAACCAAGUGGUAAUGAGGCCAAGAAACAUGCAGCAAGUGGUACCGGCAGCUCUAGCACAAAGAGUUCAAGAACCCAAAUUAGUGGGAAGAUGGCUGCCAUGCAAGCUGAUUGGAAACAAGAGUUGGAAGACUCAUAUCAUACUGUAAUUUCACACGAGGUGGAUAGGUACUUGCUGGAUCCUAUUGAAGACCCUCCAGAACAUGAAGAUUGGAAGCUUCUUGUGUGGUGGAAGCUUAAUGGUGCUAAGUAG